This is a messenger RNA of Ceratina calcarata, 6214 nucleotides long. It is a transcript of the gene Pp2C1, whose product is annotated as protein phosphatase 2C. Bases 871 to 3501 code for a protein of 876 amino acids. Lineage: Eukaryota; Metazoa; Arthropoda; Insecta; Hymenoptera; Apidae. The transcript is spliced from 6 exons. Gene Ontology annotation, biological process: protein dephosphorylation. The record is from RefSeq and is a predicted model, not a curated record. Gene Ontology annotation, molecular function: protein serine/threonine phosphatase activity; cation binding.
CGGCAGUAUCGCAUAGUUAUCUUGCAAAACACUCGCAGUAUCCGCGUUGAUAACGCGUUGUUAUUGCGUACUCCCGCGGGCGAGCUCAUUCCGCGCGCGAAUCUAUCGAUUCAAAACCCCUUCUCUCGAGUUUGAAAAUUUUGAUCGCGGCCACAUGCACGUACCUACGUAGCCUCUAUACACGCGCGGGCUUGCGCGCAUACAGUCGCGGAAUAAUAAAAACGAACCGCGAUCAGUUUUCAACGCGCUUCGAAUUUAAAACUAUACGUUUUGCUACGUCCUCGCUAAGCUGAUAAAGACUUUAAACCGAGGGACAUUAAAGUAAAAAGCAUUAGCUUUCUAAUCUCGCGAUAAGAUCCCGUACUCUUCAAAUUCUCCUAAUUGUAAGAGUAAAAAUCUUACGACUCGUCUUAUAGAUGCUCGACUGAAAAAUUUGGAACACCUCGGAGGAAGCUGCGUGCGUAACGAAAAUAACUGGAGAACCGCGCGCGUAAGGCUGGAACGAGCUUUGGAGGUUAGAUGAAAGAAAAUAUACCCGGGAAUACGCGGUGGUUCCGUCGGGCGCUCUUCCGUUUUGAAGAUUCUCGAGAAACGUUGUAUAUACGCGCUGCUGCUGUGCGACGGUGAAAUCGUAGAGGGGACGGACCCUCUCCUGUCCCGCUCCGUUCCUGGCAACGUCACCCGUGACCGUGUGGGGCCGGCCGUGUGUGUGUGCGUCCCUCGAGCUACGCGUUCAGACCUGCCCAGUAAAUACGAGGCUUCCGUUCCCCGUGUAUACGUGUCCCGCGAGCCGAGUGCGUAGUUAGAGCGAACACAGUGCGGAUAACCGAGUUUCGGCGUUUCCCGUGCCAUCGGCGUUGAUCCAUCAUCAUGCCGUUGAGUAUCGGGGUUAACCUAAGAGUGACCGGGCACUGUAAUCAGGGCGGUCGCAAGUACAUGGAGGACAUGUUCAGCGUGGCCUUUCAGUCGACACCGGAUGACAAGGACCUCGAGUACGCGUUCUUCGGGAUAUUCGAUGGACACGGAGGCGGCGAGGCGGCUAUCUUCGCCAAGGAGCAUCUGAUGAACGUGAUUGUGAAACAGAAGAACUUCUGGAGUGACCGCGACGAGGACGUGCUCAGGGCGAUCAAGGAAGGAUACGUGCACACGCACUACGCGAUGUGGCGGGAGCUCGAGAAGUGGCCGAGAACAGCCUCGGGAUUGCCUUCUACAGCUGGAACUACGGCUAGCAUAGCGUUCAUUCGCAAGGGGAAGAUUUACAUUGGCCACGUAGGCGACUCCGGGAUUAUUUUGGGCUACCAAGUGGACGGCGAUCCGCAGUGGCGUGCCAAAGCUUUGACCAAGGACCACAAGCCGGAGAGCGGGCCCGAGAUGAACAGGAUACGCGAAUCCGGGGGGAAAGUAGUCAGCAAAUCCGGCGUUCCAAGAGUCGUAUGGAACAGACCUCGCAUCGGGCACAAGGGACCGGUCAGGAGGUCGACUCACAUAGACGAGAUUCCUUUCCUCGCUGUUGCUAGAUCUUUAGGCGAUCUUUGGAGUUACAACUCUGAGUUGGACACGUUCGUCGUCUCGCCGGAACCGGAUGUAAAAGUGGUAGCGAUCGACGUGGAAUCGCAUCGUUGCCUUAUUUUUGGAACGGACGGCCUGUGGAACAUGUUAACACCGCAGGCGGCAGUGGCUAUUGUCCAAGCCGCGGAUAGGCACAACGAGAAACAUCUAAUUGCUCAGCAAACAUGCAACGGGCAAACUGAUAAUGUUCAGCUAUGGAUAAACCCGUCGAAGAGCCUGGUGGACAGAGCGUUGGAGAAAUGGUCAUCGAAGAGGCUGCGCGCGGAUAACACGAGCGUUGUCACGUUGAUGUUGGAUCCGCCAGGUCCAUCUCGCAGCGAGAUUUUACUCAGCCAGAAGGAGUGCGUCGUAACGCAUCAUACGAUCCACACUCCUGCACCGGUGUCGGUGGAGAAUCCAGAGAAGCGUAACAAUUUUCCUCUGGUUCCAAAUCCUGCUUCGCCUAUAAUAAGUGGGCACCUUCUCGCAAACAGAACAGAAUUCCCGGAAGAGCUCGAGGAGACUGCGAAAGAACCGACUUUAGAACCAAUACCUGUUGAGAGUAUAGAACAGAAUCAAAUCGAAGAGACGCACAUGAAUGAAAACGAGACUUCGACAGUGGAAGAUUUAGAGCUCGCGAACACAUCGACUAAUGAAUUAGAAAACAGUGCAAUGGAAACCGAUAGUACGAGUACUGAGAAUAUCGAAGAGGCGAAAGAAGAUACUUCGACGACGGAAGACGAAAUUACUUUAAUGAUUGAAUCGGACGUCUCGGAAGAAAAUGAAAUCGGUGCGAAUGACCCUGGCGACUCGAGUGUGAUACACCAAAGUGCAUUUUCUAGUGAAUGUGACGUAACCGAUUGCGCGGAGGGCGACGGGGUCGGUUGCGACGAGAACGAAGUGAAAUCCACCGUGGUGAACGGGUUGCGACACAAACAGUCUACGUUGUUCUCCACCGCUAGGACGACGGAGGUCCAUAGCGCGAGAAGGAGGCAUAGCCUGUCUGCGAGUAAUUCUUUAGAGAGCACCACGAAGACGUACGUGAACUCCCGGCUGAAGUCGCGUAGCGCGAAAAUUACCGCCGCGGAUGAGACUGUGAUAAACUCUUCGACGAGCGUUAAUAACAAACGAAGGCACAGCGCGAUAACGCAGACGGUGGCGAACGCGACGGAAGAGUCCCCUUGCUCGUUACAAGAACCCUGCGUGAAGAGGAAGACUCGAUCGGAAGAUCAGCCGAACCCGGUCGAUGAAAACGACCCGGUGAACCAGAGCACGAAGGACGCUGGCGGCACUCCGAGUUGGCCUAACGGAACGGAGUCCAGGUCCACGACAGGUUCGACACCCGUACCUGUCCAGGAGAGGCUACCCACGUUGAACAUUUAUCAAAAGAACCUAGGCAAGAAAGCCACGCCGGUGAAAACAAUUCGAAGACCAUCGAUCGAGUGGUGGGCAAAGAAACAAUUGUGGGCUUGUACUCUUGGCACGAGAGAGAACCGAUCUAGUAAUUGCAACGAGCGGAGGAUCAGUAGGAAUGUCGCCCUCAUCGGCUCCUCGGAGAAUACGACUGUUCCCCAACGAUGGCUCAGGUCGGACACCAUCGCUGCGACACCUGUAAAAACACUCCGUUCGCGUAAUGUGGAUAUAACUGGCCACACGAUAUCCGCGCAAUUAGUACACCAGUACGGGAUAGUGAAGCAGAGCCGCCUCUCUUUGCCGGGCAAACUGAAGCAGUCCGGCGGGAAUGGUUUUCUACAAUCGAGUAGAGUCAGGUCGACCUCGUUGUCAUCAGGUAUUAAGGAAAGUAAUAACAAUACCGGGAACGGUGCGUGCUCCACGAUCACGAACCCGGGGUGUAACGCUAGUUCCGCUAUGGCGAAGAGGGUCAAGUCGCCGUACAAACCGAGCGCCCGGUCGUUGAGCACGCGGUCCCGCAUUAAACGGCUUGGAAAAUGAGGUAAGACGGCUUCGUUUACUAUUUGUUAAAGCGUACACAGGGUAUCAUUUCUUACCCUCUUACCUUCAUUACCUUGCGUCUCGCCUUACGAAAGUUACGAACGGACAGUCGGAACUACAUACGAUUGCAUUUUAAUUUUACUCGACACCGAAACGAUUGUUUAAACUUAAUCAGUUACGAGAACAAAAUUUCAUUUGUUUUAGCACGAUUCAAUAUUUUUACCAGUAUUUCGGUGUCGCACAAAAUAUUCUCUCGACUUACCGAGAUAGUUAUCGUUUUUUCAAAUUAUGUUCGCAUUUUACGGAACGAACAACAAUUACCUUUACAUUAGAAAAGCAAUGGACAAACCAAUCAGAGCAACGGCGAAAUCCUUAAGUUGAAUGAUUUAGCAAAGAUACGAUACAAUAUAGAUUUUUAUUUAUUUUUUAUUUGGACUUAACACAAUUUAUUUUUGUUCAUCACGCCUAAUAAGUUUUGACUCGAAUACGAAUAAUCGAAGAUGUGCAAUCGUUCCACGAUCCAACACAGUGUUUUAGUUUAAACAAAUCGAUGUCUCAUUCUUCAUGAAAACUCAGAUACCAUGCUGCGCCGCAGUUAAUGUGAUUCAAACGAUCUAAUCACAUUUAUUCACGCCCUUAAUAACGAGUCAGGCCACAGAUUUUUAUGCAUCGACAUGAAAAAAAAAGCGAGACGGAUUUUGCGUAAAGAUCUGUGGUCAAAACAGAAUAUUGAAAAGACUCCUUCCAUUAUUUUAUGCUUUCUAAUGUGUAACUACAUAGUUAAUUAAAGAAGAGGGAAGAGUUAGAAGAAAUGAAUCAAGUGAACAUAUGUAUAAAGUGUGUAUGUGAACUGCGUGCAUGUGAGAGACAGGAAAAACAUGUGGAACGUCUGUAUUGGAAAAAUCGUAAGUAUGUGCGUAUGUCUCUUUUCUUUUUCAUUUUCCAAUGAUUCCUUUAAGCGUUGCAGUCUCCUGCGAGGGAGAUCACUUCUUAAAGGGUUUAACGAGCCGUUAAAGAGAAUGCAAUUUGCUUACAAUGAGGUUUGAAAAGGAUUAUUAUUAUUAUUAUUAUUAUUAUUAUUAUUAUAAUUAUUAUAGUACGUAGGUACGUAAUCACGGUAAACCCGCUUUGGCCGAGAGCGGGGGCGGCCACUCAGGAUUUCGUCGAACGACUCUGAGUAUAAUUAAUCAUUAAAUUUUGAUAUUCAACUUUAUACCAAGGCAGCACAAAGUAUAAUGAGUCUUCGAAACUGAAGGCUCGCGAUUAUAAAUAAGCAUUUAAGAAUCGUUCGUCGUUUCUGUCUGGCCAUUGUUCUGCCGUCAACAAGAUGGUACACAAAAUGACUGUCUAUAAUGCGAUUAGAAAACUGUAGAAUUAUACUUAAAACAGUUGGCAAGAAUUAACAAACGUUGAUUUGGAUUAUAGAAUCGCUUAAUACAAAUUUAAUUUAAUUUAUUUUCUUCUCGAAAAGGCGAUUCGAAAAUUCGUGAGGGGAAAAACGCGGAACGUACUUCACUGCUAAUUUAGUUGUUAAAACGCCUAGUUGCGAAUCGUUAUUGAGAAAAAGGGAACAAAUUUUAUUUUGCGUUCAACAAAUCAUCGAUGAUAUUUUAUUUAGCAACCUUCGAGCUAGCUUAGCUGAUGUUCGAAUAUGUUUUGUACGAGGUCGAUUAGCUGUGCAUGCUUGGAAACAAAACGAAAGGUUUAUACAGUUUACGAAUAUUUUUAUACGUUUACGUUUCAUCAUAGACAGUGCUGGGAUACAUAAUUAUAUCUAAAAGUAUAUGAGAGAAAGAGAGAGAGAAAGAAAAAUUUUUGACACGUGCCUACAAUAGUUACCAUUUAUGUAUAUAAAAUAUAUAUGUAUGUAUGUAUGUAUGUAUGUAUGUAGAAAGUGUAUUCAUGUACCAUGGACCAAGAAGAUUUCUUCAGUCUUGCGUUAGAGAAGACCAAAUAUGUAAUUUGUGAAAAAAAAAACUUAUGUGUAUAGAUAUAUAUAUUAUAUAAAAUUGUUUCUUCUUGGUGCAUGCGAUCAAAUUGGUACUAUACAUAUGAAUAUAUGAGUAUGUAUGUAAGUAUAUAUAGACACCGAGUAUAUAUACAUACAUAUGUAAGAUGAAAAGAGCGGAUCUACGAGAUCGGGACGACUUUUAUUUCCGUCGGUCAGGAAAUAAUAACUGAGACACGGACAAUUGUAUAAAGAAAUGAAAUAAAAUCGAACGGUACAUGAAUCGAUGAAGAGGAGGAGGUGUCAGCUCGUCCGAUUGGAUGGAUUCACCGUGAACGCAUGUAGAUAAACGGAAAUUGUAGAUGAUAAUCAUCGUAGGAACAAAUAAAUAAAAUCUUUGCUAGCGUUUAUUUAUAUACACGAGAAAUUAUAUACGUACAUAUAGAGGAAGGGAGAAGAGAUUGUAGGAGUGGACGUGGGGGAAGAAGCGUUUGUCUGGUUGCGCUUCUAGAUUUACGUAGGACGUGAGAGUGAAAAGAAAAUAGAAGGACAGACAGGGGAUGAGAGUAAGUAUUUUCUGUGAGUGGAAAUAAUUAAGAAGAGAGAGAAGAGAGAGAUGGAACGAUGAGAUUUGUGGCAGGUGCGGACGAUGAAUUCUAUAUAUGGUGGUUUAUCUCAGGUUGAGGAGAGGCGAACUCGAACAAAUGUGUGAUCACGUUUUAAAGCUGUAUAUUUUAAUUAAAAUAAACUGAAUAUACAAAUGUU